CCAGAACAAUUCAGUUGGUUACCCAUCGCCUCGUCGACAGGUUGGGUUGCUUUCGUUACUUUUUAAUUUGAUUUAUAUCGGACAAAGGCGCGUUUUGUGAAAUGAUCAAUAUCGCCGUGUUGUUUUAAAUAUCAAUAUACAUUUUUGGAUGCAGUGUUGUAAGGUGUUGAUGACUUGCCACGUUUUCAGCUAGCCCUGUUCUUAAAAAAGGGCUGUCACCAUGUUGCAGCAGAUACUGCGUGACAUGUGGGUGGACCCGGAGAUCCUCGCCGAGCUCGAUGAAACUCAGAAACAGACACUAUUCUGCAAGAUGCGAGAAGAACAGGUGCGUCGCUGGCAGGCGUGGGACCAGAAGGUGAGCAAAGAUGAUGAACGGCCCAAAUUCCAGAAGAACGUCAAGAAACAAGUGCAAUUCCUUAAGGGCGAGGAUGGAGAGCCUUGGGUGUGGGUGAUGGGUGAACAUCCAGAUGACAAGUCGAUAGACACUAUACUGACGGAGGAAGCAAGGCAGCGGGUGUUUGCUCAGGCGCGUGAGGAAGCCCACCAGCUCAGGAAAUCAGUGGAGAAGGAACUCACACAGCUCAUAGACUACAAACCACUCGACAGUUUAGAACAGAAAUUUGAUCUGUCACCGAAAACAUUAGACCCAUUAGAAGAUACUUUAGAAAUAUACUGCACAGUGGAUGAACUUCGUCAGAGAAUCGAGGCCUUGGAGCCUGAGGUGAAGAUCUCUGACAAUGGCAUGAGGGAUAUUGGCGACAGCGCGGACUACUGUAGUGACACCUUGAAGUUGGACCUCAACAAGAAUACCUUGCAUUUCAACUUUAUCGAAGGCAAGAGAGAUGUAUUACAGGAACUGGGCGGGGGUUGUGCGGCCGGCGUGAGCACGCGGGUGGCGGCGUGGGAGCGGCGCGUGGCUGCGGCCCGUGCUGGAGACUUGCUGCGCGGACUGCGCGCGAGACGCGCUCGUGCUCUCCGCGACAACCAGAUCAGGGACGACGACCGCGCCUGGCUCGACCAAGAGCGCAAAGCAAAAGAAGCAGAAGCUACGAUGCGUCAAAUCGCACGACAAGCGCGAGAGGCUCAUCGGCGUAGCACAGAACUGCGGGGAGUCCAACCACCACCCCAGCCGCAAGCUGGAAAACCACCAAGCAGAGAGGCGGUGAUGGAGUGGUUCAGGACACAGGAACUGAAGCGAGGCGUGGGGCUCGAUGAUAACAAUAAACCCAUAGAAUGGUUUCAUGGUCUGAUCACCCGAUCAGAAGCAGAGCAGAUUCUGUCUGGUCAGCCGGCGGGUAGCUUCUUGGUCCGUAUCUCGGAGCGCGUGUGGGGAUAUGCGAUCUCGUACCGCGAGGGUGGUCGCUGCAAGCACUACCUCAUAGAGACAGGAGGGGUCGGCUACCGGCUGCUGGGGGCGGACCAACCCACACAUGACACAUUAGCUGAUCUCAUAAAUUAUCAUAAGAAAGUCGCCAUCACAGAGAGUGGCGGUGAACUGCUGCGGACAGCGUGUGUAGUCGCGCAGACUCCCGCCUGCCUUGCAGCCGCUACUUGAGCCUUCCGCCACCUACCUUACACUCGUAAGAGGCAGACACCUGCCUUACAUUCGUCACACGAGAUACCUGCCUGUCUAUCUCACACUUAUUGCGCGAAGCAACCGUUCGCCUGCCUUAAACUCAUAUGAGGCAGCCAUCUGCCUUACACCCGUCACGUGAGACUUUUAUAUCUCACCCUAGUUACGAGAGAUAUAAAGAAGACGUCUGCAUGUCUGCCUUAUAAUCGUCUUUCGAGAUUACUGACUGACCGUCUCACUUUCGUAACUUCAUGUCUUAUUUAUCAGUGAGCGAUGGGAUACCGCAAUUUGCCUUAUUUUCAAUGCAUGAGGUAGGCCUUGUACUCAUCACUUGAUCUGGAUAAAUCUGCCUUAUCCUGGUUACGUAAAAAACGUGGCUUUUCUGUUUUCUACUUUAUUUUUUUAUCUAUGUUUUUAAAACUCUCUUUGUAUAAAAUACAUAAAUUAAAUCUGUGAUUAGGUUUUUAAUACUAACUGUGUGACAAUAAAUACGGUAGAUCUGUAACUUACGACGCAUGUGAGGCGCCUAACUCGAGUCUACUAUAUCAGUUCACUGCCAAAUUAUCUUGGUAUUUAUGAGAAUCUUAUAGAAUAUUAAAUACCAAACUAUUCAAUUUAAUCAGAGAGCUAAUUACUUAGUACUUACUUCCUCAAUCAUACAAACAUUAGUCUUCCAAUAAAUUAUUAGGUAUUUGUGUGUUAAAUAAAUUUAGAGAUUGAAUUUUUGUCAUAAAUUACAAUAUGUUUGGAAAAAAUAUUGUCAGUUCGAUUGUUGUGAACACACUCGGCGGACGUUCUGUGUUAGCUCUGCUUUGUCUAAUCUUGUAACUCCUAUGAGAUUUAAUGCAUCAGUCAUAUAUUUAGUCACUAAGCUAUCUUUUUGUAUAUUAUUAUAGUUUCACCUUUAUCGCUAGUUUUAAGGACGUGAUAAGCCGAGAUUUAAUAUUGUUACUACACGAAAUCAACGGCACAUUGUGUUAAGUUAAGAAUGUUAUCAUAUUCUAUGAUAAGUUUAUGCUAAUGUAUUGUGCCUGUAUUGUAUUCGUUGGCAAUUAUCCGUGGUGCUAACAAUUGAUUCGAAUAAAUUAUACCCCCUCACAAUUUAUCUAUAGUAGGGGUUGAUCUCGAUAGUUCGAAAGAUCUAAAACACUGCCUUCCUUAUUCAUAAAAAUCAACGUUCAAUUAUUUUAGCUAUCAACUAUUUAAUCCUAAUUUUUAAUGAAAUAAAAUUCCUAAUUUGAAAGAGUAUCAUAUAAUAUUGGAAUAAUUUACGACAGACGGACAGAUACUGACACAAGUUGAAUCUGUGGUCGACCAUAGUGCUACCGAUUACCGGUGUUAUCUACUCUGUGCUUCCCUUAUUAUUUUCUCUAUAUUUAGUGUUUCUGAUCAUCUUAUUCAGUAAUAUAAGUUUGUUUUUGUGAAUAAGUGAGUAAGUAUAUGCAUUUUUAGCAAUAAUAAGAACAAAGUAUGUUACUUUACUGUGUAGUUAUUUAUUGUGAUAAUCAACCAAUCUCCUAUAAAUACACAUCGCUGCAGUAUUACAAUGCUUAAAA
Messenger RNA from Achroia grisella, 3129 nucleotides. Its product is annotated as SH2 domain-containing protein 4B-like. Gene Ontology annotation, cellular component: cytoplasm. The record is from RefSeq and is a predicted model, not a curated record. Lineage: Eukaryota; Metazoa; Arthropoda; Insecta; Lepidoptera; Pyralidae. The transcript has 11 exons. The coding region runs from base 221 to 1555 and encodes 444 amino acids.